Messenger RNA from Penicillium paradoxum, 2124 nucleotides. RefSeq names its product putative protein-tyrosine phosphatase (gene dspD). The record is from RefSeq and is a predicted model, not a curated record. Gene Ontology annotation, cellular component: nucleus; cytosol; cytoplasm. NCBI's taxonomy places the organism in Eukaryota, Fungi, Ascomycota, Eurotiomycetes, Eurotiales, Aspergillaceae. The transcript has a single exon. Gene Ontology annotation, molecular function: MAP kinase tyrosine/serine/threonine phosphatase activity; protein tyrosine/threonine phosphatase activity. The coding region runs from base 1 to 2124 and encodes 707 amino acids. Gene Ontology annotation, biological process: protein dephosphorylation; negative regulation of MAPK cascade.
AUGCCAGUGCAAACGAGUCCACCGUCCUUCCCGGACUCAUUUCCGUCUUUCAUGUCGGUGUUUGGUGGUCCUCUUCCGCGAUACAAAGAGGAAGACAUCCAUCCUCUUCAAUACCCAACGCAUGUCCCUGUCAAUACACACCUACUUCCUUCACCUCAUCGCCAAAGUGUGUCAUCAAUGACCUCGGGCUCCACCGAGUCUUCCCCGACCACAACGAUCUCGCCCUUUGAUUCGCCCGGCGGAGGUGACAUCUCUCCCAGCUCGUCUCCAGAAUCUCCAUCAGCAAUGCCGGUCUCAUAUCCAAAGUAUAUGCCUUCCACACGGCCCGUGGAACUGGCUCCCCGCCUUGCGCCUGUCGGUGAACCGCGUCUGCCGAACCCUCACAAUGGGCGCCCAGACUCUCCAAAUCGGCGGGCACGUAAUCUGAAGAACUUGUCAUUACGAAUGCCUUCCUCUCAGUCUCGUCCACCUAUUGCCACGGCAUCACUGGUGGAAACUUCAAAACACCACUUUGAUACUCCAUCAUCGCCCGUGUCGAUCCCGUCCAAAGGCACGAGGCGCCGCCCCGCCAAUCUCACUAUCCAGACCCCCACAUUCAAACAAUCGUUCGCUAGUAUCGCCACCGAUGUAGUGCCCCCAACUCCAUCUCUGCGCCAUGCAGAGUCAUCACCAUCACUUGCAGCGCCAUCACUUGCAUCAGUUUCGUCGCCCUCGUUUGCGCCACAGGGAGGUAUGCAAUUACCUCGACCAAUGUCACACCAUGGUGCGCGCCAUCUGUCUGGCGUAUCUUCUGAGGAUGCUGCUUCUCCUAUCACUUUGGUACCGGAUGUCGGAUCCGGUUUCUCUCGGCGCGUUCUCCCUGGGCUAGAAGAAGAGGAUGAUCAUCUGGACUCGCGCGAGUCGACCCGCAAGAAGGAUCGAGGCUAUCCAGAUGGACCUAUCCGGAUUCACGACUCAGGUGUUUACUUGUAUCUGGAACCAACAGCAGAGGAGGCGUCCAAGUUCGAUGUGGUCAUCAACGUCGCCAAAGAAGUAGCCAACCCGUUUACUGUCAACAAAGGGGAAAGGAACGAUACAGUGAUGAGCACGUGGCGGAAUGCUUCGGUGGCCUCCAAACGCUUUUCUCGUGGCGAUCCCCAGACUGCAACUUCAGAAUUGUCCUUCAAGUCCGCCUGGGAAUUCCAGCCCUCAGAUUCCGAAUCAGGAACACCUACAGUCUCGAGUCCUACUAUCUCAACACCGGAGUAUAUUCAUGUCGGUUGGGACCACAACUCGGAAAUCCUCGAGGACCUUCUUCCACUUUGUGAACUCAUCGAUGACCGAAUCACCGAAGGAAAGAAAGUCCUGGUACAUUGUCAACUGGGUGCCAGCCGCUCAGCCUCGCUGGUCAUUGCCUAUGGGCUGUAUAAACACAGACAUUUGGAUUUCAAUUCAAUGUAUGAAGCGGUCAAGGGCCGCAGCCAGUGGGUAGGCCCAAACAUGAGUCUUAUCUACCAGCUUACGGACUUCCGCUCUAAAUUGUUGCGAGGAUCCACAUCCAAACCUCCACCCCAGGAGUGGUUUGUCCAAACUGGCCGACGAAGCUCCGAACCCCAAGUGGCGCGAUCAGAGCGCCCAGCACCACACGAAUCAGGCAGAUCACCCUUCCGCGGACUGUCCCAGGCACCAUCAACGAGCUGCCUGUCCAUCCCAGAGACAACCUCGAUGCGUCCCACGACGAGCGGCAAUGGCAACACCUAUUCCAAAUUCAAGUCUUAUUCGCCUAAGCGGAGUCUGUCCCCCCGGCCUCUUCCCUUCCGACAGAAGUUCCAGUCUGUAGAACCUGCCUCGGGUCGGCCACGAGGGCUGACACGCAGUGUCAGUAGCUGCGAUCCGCUCGUUCAGACCCAUGUGUUCGUACGCGAUAUGCCAGAUGCCAACAGUAGUUUGUUCUCUCCGAGGACAAACGAAUUCCUUUCACCACCUUUAGGGCCAUCGUCAUUCCACCGAAUUGAUCGCUCCGCAGCUCUUUCUCCCCCUCCCAUACCUCAUGCCAUGCAGUUUGCCACCGAACCGGCAGAUCCUCGCUCGCCUCCAUCUGGCGGCGAGUCCCUGAUUCUGAGAUCCAUUGAUGAAUUUCUGUGA